Messenger RNA from Brenthis ino (lesser marbled fritillary), 429 nucleotides. Lineage: Eukaryota; Metazoa; Arthropoda; Insecta; Lepidoptera; Nymphalidae. The record is from the annotation of a GenBank genome assembly.
AUGGCGCUUUUAAAGGGCACUAUGUCAGCUCUUUGGAUUCUGUUCAUCUUAACGAUUUCGUCUGCUGAGUUAUUUAAUGAGACACCGAUCGACAAUUUGUAUCAGGAAGAAAACGAUUUAGGGGCAGAAGCUUCACCCCCGGACGAGCAGCUGGACGAUGAAUAUUGGAGACGAAGUGAACUUCUCUACAAACUGAUGAAAUACUUGCAAAGAGAUCCUGAUAUAAGAUAUCAAGGAGUCGAUAAUAUGGAUGAGGCCAGACCGACGUGGUCACAGAUACCAGGUGUCAAGGAACCAGGAGUCAAGAGAUGGCUGAGUGUCUUCAACAGUAGUGCAGCUAAGACCCGACCGCAACGCAAGUGGAAGAUCAAGAAGGGAAGAGGUCCUCAACUGUGUUACUUCAAAUUAUGCUCAUUCCGCACAUUUAAC